This is a messenger RNA of Lolium perenne, 1974 nucleotides long. RefSeq lists its product as uncharacterized. Lineage: Eukaryota; Viridiplantae; Streptophyta; Magnoliopsida; Poales; Poaceae. The record is from RefSeq and is a predicted model, not a curated record.
UUAAAGAGGCCCACCGGUGAAGCAAACCCUAUUCCACCGUUCUCUCUCCUCCGUUCCCUUUCGAACAGACCCUGUUCCCCAUUCUCGUUUCGGCGGCGGCGCGCAGUCGGAAUGGAAGCCGCCACGCGACCAUCGGUGGCGUCCCGACUCGUUCGGACGAAGCGGCCAAGGAGGGCAGCUCAGAUCGACAUCUCGGCUGUCGGAUUAGAAGCCGCCGCGCGACCAUCGGCGGCGUCCCGAGUCGUUCGGACGAAGCGGCCAGGAAUAGCAGCUCAGAUCGACAUCUCGGCUGUCGGAUUGGAAGCCGCUGCGGGUGCAGGAUCCCAUAUUCGCUGGGCGAAGCAUCCAAGGAGGAGGAGGACCGCUCAUAUCCCCUCUCGCCGGGCCAAGAAGACGACUUGGGGUCCUCUGCGGCCGAGCUCCAUCAACCACCACCGUCCCAAUUUGGGCUUGAAGCAGCAGGCACGUCUCUGCGCGGUCUCCCGCGAUCAAGUCCCCUCUCCUGAUUAUAAUAACGACAACUGGAGGGACUGGGCUAAUCUUGAUGAUGGCCCUUCAGCGCUCAUCGCCGAGCGCGUGCUUGCAUAUGACGUCGCUGACUAUGUGCGCUUCCGCGCUGUGUGCCGCCCGUGGCGGCAGUGUUCCCCCGAACCGCGCACGCACAGUGGCCUGGACCGCCAGUUCCAUCCCUGGAGGUGGACCAUGCUUCGGGAGGAGCUCGCAGCGCCGGAGCGCCGCAGCUUCCUCAACACAUCUACCGGUGAGUGCGUCCAGAUAUAUAUCCCGGAGCUCCAUGACCAUGAGCUGCUCGCCCUCACCCCUGAGGGCCUCCUUGUCCUCCUCCAUGACCGCAAACACAUCCGCCUGCUAAACCCACUCACCCGCCACCUCACUGAGCUCCCACCAAUCACCACGCUAGUGCCCCCACAGGACCACCGCUGCCUUUUGGAGCAAAAUCCCCAUUUCAACGACUACUUCGCAGCGUGGGGCUCUGGCGUUGCUUAUUAUGAUUCUGCAUUCGUGCUGUGCUUCGGUAGGCUAUGCAUGCUUGGCAUAGCCAAGCCCGGUGACGACAACUGGACCUUGCUACAAUACGAGUGUAAUGGCAUCACAUCUGCACCCCUAAUGUUUGCUGGCCGCUUCUAUUGUGUUACCCGCAAUGGUGUCAUGGUGCUGGAACCCGAUCCAGAUAUGCCACGCCUGAAGGUGGCUGCCAAGCUGAAGAAUAUGCAUGUCUCGCCAAUUGCUGACAGUGUGCAUAUCGUCAACAAUUGUGGGGAGCUGAUGCUGGUGCACCGUCGCAGAGGACCAUUGACACCGGGGAAUGAAUCGGGUCGACGGUACGACACGUAUCGAGUGGAUUUGGACACCGGGACACUACUCCCGGUCAAGAGCUUGGGCAGUGAAGGUCGUGCGAUUUUCAUGGGCAUGUAUUGCUCCCUCUCUUUGUCGCCAGAGGUUUUCCCCUCUGGCUCCAUUAGUGCUGACAGCAUCUACUUGAGCUUUGACUUCUCCGAGAGAGAUAUGUUACAAGUUGGAGCAUAUCAUCUCGGAGAUGGAAGCAUCGAACUCCCCGGUAGCUCGGUGCCACGGCCGCAUACCCUGGUUGACUGUCUAUCUUUGUCCAAUACUGUUGUUGACGAUUCAUAGUUUAGCAUGCAUGCUUGUGCAGUGUGCACUUGGUUAGCUACUAUCUGGGUGUAUGCAUCUAGCUAGAGUUAUGUAUGGCUGACUUGUGCUGCUUAAUAUGCAUAUUGAAUCCACCAGCCAUGCAUACAUCGUUGUAAUCGUCUAUUUAGCUAAGUCUAGUGCAAUAAGGGGUUUGGCCAUGAAAGGCUAGCUACAAUUGUUUAUGCACAUUGUCUUUGUACGGGUUUUGUGAGGAGGUGAUCGGGCGGUGUUAACACAUUGUUCCAUAUUGUGCUAAAAAAUGGAGAAAAUAUCGAUCAAUGCUGGCGCCGUUAUUUUUAUUUA